ACUCUAACCGGAAGUAAAGGGGAAGCGGAUCAAAACAAAAUACAUUACACAACAAAAAUACUUUUCCUUCCAGUUUAACCAUGGAAUGGACACUCGAACAGCACUUGGAUGAUACGAUGAAAAACCCCUCUGUGGUCGGAGUGCUCUGUACGGACCAACAAGGCCAUAAUCUGGGGUGCCGUGGUUCACUGUCAGAUGAGCAUGGAGGAGUGGUGUCAGUUUUGGCCAAACAGGCUUCAUGUUUGACCCGAGACCCGACAGACACCCCCACAGUUUGCCUGGAAUCUGAGUCCGGAAACAUCCUGAUUAGGAGUCAUGGGACCAUCACAGUGGCAGUACAUAAGAUUGCAUCAUGAGAACUGUCCAACAAA
This is a messenger RNA of Periophthalmus magnuspinnatus, 371 nucleotides long. RefSeq names its product late endosomal/lysosomal adaptor, MAPK and MTOR activator 5 (gene lamtor5). The transcript has 4 exons. Gene Ontology annotation, biological process: positive regulation of TORC1 signaling; cellular response to amino acid stimulus. Bases 81 to 356 code for a protein of 91 amino acids. Gene Ontology annotation, molecular function: guanyl-nucleotide exchange factor activity. The record is from RefSeq and is a predicted model, not a curated record. NCBI's taxonomy places the organism in Eukaryota, Metazoa, Chordata, Actinopteri, Gobiiformes, Gobiidae. Gene Ontology annotation, cellular component: lysosome; Ragulator complex; cytoplasm.